Messenger RNA from Solanum verrucosum, 1448 nucleotides. RefSeq names its product F-box protein SKP2A-like. The transcript has 4 exons. Gene Ontology annotation, biological process: SCF-dependent proteasomal ubiquitin-dependent protein catabolic process. Gene Ontology annotation, cellular component: SCF ubiquitin ligase complex. Gene Ontology annotation, molecular function: protein binding. The record is from RefSeq and is a predicted model, not a curated record. Bases 144 to 1241 code for a protein of 365 amino acids. NCBI's taxonomy places the organism in Eukaryota, Viridiplantae, Streptophyta, Magnoliopsida, Solanales, Solanaceae.
UUUUCCUACUCAUCUCUCUGUAUUUUUGUUUGAAACAGCAACAAGAAGAUACCCUUUUUGGGCUUUUCCUUCUUUGUUUUGUGUAUAUAUAGAGGUAGGAGUUUGUGGGGGUGUAAAAAGAUUACAACUUUGAGUAGUACCAAAUGAUAGGGGUAGAAGAUUUGAGCUUGGACAAGCUGUUUGUGAACAAUGGUAGCAGAGGUGGGGUUUGUAAAAUGGGGGGUGGGGUGAUGAUGAUGGGAGAGUGGAAGGAUAUACCUAUGGAGUUGUUGUUGAGGAUUGCUUCACUUGUGGAUGAUCGGACGGUGAUUGUGGCUUCUGGUGUUUGUAGUGGAUGGAGAGAUGCAAUUUCUUGGGGACUCACUCGUCUUUCCCUUUCUUGGUGCAAGAGGAAUAUGAACAAUUUAGUGCUGACACUUGCCCCCAAGUUCACGAAGCUGCAGGUUCUAACUCUUAGACAAGAUUUACCACAACUUGAGGAUGUUGGUGUCGAGACAAUUGCCAAUCACUGUCAUGAAUUGCAAGACCUUGAUCUUAGCAAGAGUUUUAAGCUAACUGAUCGUUCCCUUUAUGCUUUAGCUCACGGCUGUCCAAACCUCACAAAGCUGAAUAUCAGUGGGUGUUCUGCUUUCAGUGAUAGCGCUGUUGCAUACCUAGCUGAGCGUUGCCGAAACCUAAGAGUCUUUAACCUUUGUGGUUGUGUUAAAGCUGCAACUGAUAAGGCAUUGAAGGCUAUUGGUUACUACUGUAACCGACUGCAGACUGUAAAUCUAGGUUGGUGCGAUAAAGUUGGUGAUGAAGGUGUAAUGAGUUUGGCUUAUGGGUGUCCUGAUCUCAGAGCCCUUGAUCUGUGUGGCUGUGUCCUUAUAACAGAUGAGAGUGUGAUUGCUUUGGCAAACAAUUGCCCUCACUUGAGAUCCCUCGGCCUAUACUUCUGUCAGUACAUCACAGAUAGGGCAAUGUACUCUCUAGCUCAGAGUCGGGUCAAGAACAAGCACGAGAUGUGGGCAUCUAUGAAGAAGCACAGGUACGAGGACGAAGGGCUUAUGAAUCUAAACAUCAGCCAAUGCACUGCUCUCACACCUCCCGCCGUUCAAGCAGUAUGCGAAGCAUUUCCUGCUCUGCACACAUGCCCUGAGCGACAUUCCCUCAUCAUUAGCGGAUGCCUGAACUUAACAUCAGUGCACUGCGCCUGCUCUGUCCAAGCUCACCGUGCGCGUGUUCUCCAUCCAGCUCACUGAGUGUUCUAUGGAGGAGAAGUUACCAAGUUUCGAAGCCGUCAUAGAGGGAGAGAAGAAAAAUAGGGCGAGAAGGUUGAAACGCCCUUGUACAUAUUUGUUUGUGAAAAAACUAUGCUGGACAAUCUAGGCUGUUUAAGCCAAACAGGUUCUGUUUGUUUAAUCUGUUGGACUGAACUUGUUGGUUUAUGUCAAAACUCUUAAUGACUC